CCCGCCCUCCUCAGGAUCAUAGACAUGGAUGUUGUGCCGAUUUGCUCUCUCCGCGGAGCGGCCCGAGCUGCACGGUAAUGCGUGUGUGCGCACUCGUCGCCUGUCGUCCCGGUAGAACAGUUCCAGGUACAGGUCGGUGACGCUAUUCAGGGAGCCAGCAGCGGAGUCACCACGGCUACGAAACUAGAAACUCCUGUCGGCUGCCGCCAAGACUUUGUGGUGCCAUGAUGAAGAAGGUUGGGGAAGCUGUCCCGCUGUUGUUGCUGCUUUUCUUCAUGCAGCACAGAGGGGGAACAUGCUACAGCCUGCCAGGGAAGCCCACGCAGAUCAAGUGUCGCUCUCCCGAAAAAGAGACCUUCACCUGCUGGUGGGAGCCAGGCUCCGACGGGGGACUGCCCACAACAUACGCCCUGUACUAUCGCAAAGAAAAGCACACACAGUCAGGGCUUCAGGAAGCAGCGUUGGGCUUCACUGUAACAUUGUGCAUGCAGACAUGCGAUAACGCGCCGUUCCCUUUCCCCUCUCGCAGCUCGGAGGUCGUGCACGAGUGUUCCGACUACCGCACGGGCGGAAAAAACUCCUGCUUCUUUAACAAGAACAACACGUCCAUCUGGGUCAACUACAACAUCACCGUGGUGGCCACCAACGCCCUGGGCAGCACCUUCUCCGACCCCAUGGACGUAGACGUGGUCUAUAUUGUCGAGCCUUAUCCUCCCGAGAACGUGACAGUGGCUGUGAUGGGGAACAAACGUUGGCCCUUCCUUCGAGUGUCAUGGGAACCGCCGCGUAUGGCUGACACCGCCUCCGGAUGGAUCACUCUCAUCUACGAGCUCCGGGUCAAGCUGGAAGGGGAGCACGAAUGGGAGGUGCACAGAGCCGGCCAGCAGAAGAUGUUUAACAUUUUCAGCCUGUCAGGCGGUACAUACUUUAUUCAGGUGCGCUGCAGGCCCGAUCAUGGCUUCUGGAGUGAAUGGACUUCCACAUCCACCAUCGAAGUUCCUGACUUUUUUAACAGGGAGACGUCAGUGUGGAUCCUCAUCACCAUCUUCAUCGUCUUCAUCUUUGUCGUCCUCAUUUGGCUGAUAUUCAUGAACAGCCACAGUUUGAAGCAUUACAUUCUGCCACCGGUCCCUGGUCCUAAAAUCAAGGGAUUUGAAAAUCAGCUUCUAAAGACUGGCAAGUGUGAUGAAACCUUCAGCGCCCUAGUGGGGUCUGAUUACCCCCCAACCUCAAUGUCUAGCUACGAGGACUUGCUGGUGGAAUACUUAGAGGUGUACGUGCCCAGCGAGCAGGAACUGAUGCUGGAGGAAACCAAGGACAUGCACGACGGUUGCCUCAAAUCCGAGAGCUCCGCUUCCGACAGCGACUCUGGCCGGGGCAGCUGCGACAGCCACACCCUGCUGAUGGAUAAGUGUGGCGAGGCAAAAGAGGCCGACCUGCAAACGGAGCAGGAGGGCAGGCAGGUGGAGGCGGAGGCGCAGAGGCACCAGGCAGCCUGGGAAGCGCUGACGUAUGCCCACGAAGACAUGGUCAGCCCCGACAUGUCCGGCGGAAGGGUGAAGACGUGGCCCUCUGUGUUUUCUCCGCUGCCUCAGUACAGCUCGAAACCACUGAAUCCGCUGGGCUCGCUGGAGACGGCGAAGCAGCACUGCCUCUCUGACAGCCAGCUGCCGGCAGACUGUUUGUCCUCUUACCUCGACCAGCCUGUCGACGACGUCUCGCAGGUCCUCGGCUCGAGCUACUCGAAGUUCUGCUUGAGCAACAAGGAGCCUCAUCUGCUCCAUCCCGCGGAGGCUCGCCGGCACCUCCAGGCCCACAGCGACGUCAACAUCUCCGUCGUCGGCCGCAAAGAAGCGCCCGCAAGCCUGAAGCCGCCCCCUCCACAGCCAACGGAGUACGUCGAAGUCCAGCAGGUCAAAGAUGAGGAUAUAGUGCUACUCCAUCCUGUUUCUUCAAGCCAUGGAAAAUUUUACUCCAACGAGGGGGAGGAUUACAGCAAAGUGAAGGGGGUGGACAAAGACAAAGUACUGUUGCUCCAGAGAGAGGUGGUGGAAGAAGACAUGUGCCUUUGUGAGAGCCAGGAGACAAAUGGAGCAACCGAGAGCUGCUACGCAACGUCCAUUAUCAGUGCUGCUCAGAAACCCACAGCCUGCAUUAAUCCCACACUGCCUGUCCAGGCGCUGAACGGGUAUGUUGACAGUUCCACUAUGUUCACCCUGUCUACAUACUAGGCAGAUGGCAGGUGUUGGAAGAAACUGAGUACUGAGACAAAAGACAAAGACACUAACACUGGAUGACUCGGACAAGGGCCGCGAAGACUUGCCGUUAUUUAGUUUUUAUCUUCGAGUAAAACACAUCUCGUCACCGAUUGCUGUGCAGUUACACAAUCAAGAGUUGAUUGAACGAUGUCAAUAAGAAUCUUUACGCAAGCUAAAAAGUAAUAUAAGAAUGAAAGAAUACAUAUACACUACCACCAGUCAAACGUUCGGACACACCUACUCAUUGAAUUGAAAGAGAAGGUGUGUCCAAUCUUUUGACUGCUAGUGUACGUAUAUAUACAUAUAUAUAUAUAUAUGAUUGUAUAAAUUAAGUGGUAAUGUAUAUAUCUAUGUAUCUGUGCGUUCCUGGGCACAUAUAACUUUUUUUUAAAUAAUUAUUCUCAUGAAACAUGUAGUGUUUUGUCCAUUGCAAUUAUUUGUAUAAAAUCAAAAUUGUAGAAGUCUUUUCCAUGGGAUGUUUUCGCUUUAUUUCAGAUUUUGUAUUUCUCUAUUCUCCCUUGCACCUGCAGAAACCCCACUGAUAUAUAAGAUAUAAGAAAAAUAAAAAAACUUUGUUCUAUUUUUCUUUCAGAGAUUAUUUACCAAAUUAAAGAAACAAAAAUGUUUUUUUUCUCUUUUUCUGGAUGAGAAUAUAGUUUUGUGAUUAUACCAUUUACGACACUGUGCUUUUUACGUAUAUGUAUCUGUAUUGCUACACACGUAUAGCUUUAACAGUGCAAUUUGGCCUUCGUUGAGAAUCUUGUCGUGAAAAUCCUGUUCAUAAUAAAUUUAAGAUUUAAGCUUUGGCACGUUGUUCAUUUUGUGUAUAUGUGUGUGUACUGAUCAUUACACUUCUGUUGAUGAUGUUAUCACACAUGAUUGACUAAAAAAAAAAAUAAUAAAGCAAACUGGUGUUGUUUGUUGCUAAUGAAAUUAAAUCUUUGUAUACGUUUUUAAA
Mugil cephalus (flathead mullet) is the source of this 3216-nucleotide messenger RNA. RefSeq names its product prolactin receptor a (gene prlra). Gene Ontology annotation, cellular component: signaling receptor complex; external side of plasma membrane. Bases 225 to 2231 code for a protein of 668 amino acids. NCBI's taxonomy places the organism in Eukaryota, Metazoa, Chordata, Actinopteri, Mugiliformes, Mugilidae. Gene Ontology annotation, molecular function: cytokine receptor activity; cytokine binding. The transcript has 9 exons. The record is from RefSeq and is a predicted model, not a curated record. Gene Ontology annotation, biological process: cytokine-mediated signaling pathway.